Molecule: messenger RNA, 1434 nt
Organism: Saxophila tyrrhenica
Lineage: Eukaryota; Fungi; Ascomycota; Dothideomycetes; Mycosphaerellales; Extremaceae
Exons: 1
Coding region: 1-1434 (477 amino acids)
Cellular component (GO): membrane
Molecular function (GO): N-acetylgalactosaminide beta-1,3-galactosyltransferase activity
Source: RefSeq, a predicted model, not a curated record
AUGAGCACCAGUGGUGGCCGGGCCGUCUCUGUCUCUCGCUUGCUCGCCGUCCUCCUGGUCCUUCUUGGCCUCUUCCUUCUCCGAGACAGCUGGCUCCCUGUGACCUACCGACGACUUCCAUACGGCGGGGACAGGACUACUGAAGAGGCGAACGCAGGUUCAACGCAACCCAUACAGCAAGAUAACACCAGCACACCACCCUCAAAGCCUACGCCUGCAACAUGUCGAGACGUGCCGGGAGCGGAUAACGUUAUGGUCCUGCUCAAGACUGGAGCUACCGAGAUCUAUCAGAAGCUCCCGUCUCACUUCCUCACGACGUUCAAAUGCGUCCCGCAUUUCAUGAUCUUUUCCGACUUGGCGCAAGAUUUCGCCGACUACCCCGUCUACGAUGCGAUUGAAGACGUUUCUCAACAUUACCGGGAAGAACACGCAGACUUCGAGCUGUAUCGGAAGUUGCAGCAAUACCAGAGGGAAGGGCAAGACACAAGCAAGCUGCGGGGGGCGGGGAGCUGGAAUCUAGACAAGUGGAAGUUCUUCCCUAUGCUGCAGAAGGCCUUCACGACGGCGCCCGACAACGUUGAGUGGUUUGUGGUCAUUGAGGCAGACACCAGCAUAUCGUGGACCAACCUGCUGCAGUUUUUGAGGACAAUGGACCCCAAGCAGCCAUUUUAUCUGGGCGCGCAGAACGUUAUCGGAGACCAGGCCUUCGCGCACGGUGGCAGCGGCGUCAUAUUGUCACGGAAAGCAGCUGAUCUGCUUGGAGAGAAGCGAGAGUACGAGGGUAAGGAGACGUGGGAUAGGGACUGGGAAAGGAUCGUCAGUGUCUCGUGCUGCGGAGACGAGGUCAUCUCUCGUGCCUUGGGAGAAGCAGGUGUCCACCUCACGCCCGCAUGGCCGCUUAUUCAAGGCGAGACCGUCUCUACCCUGGACUGGACGGGCGUGCAUUGGUGUUCGGUGGCCAUCUCCUGGCACCAUGUGACGCCGAUCGAACUCGACUCGCUGUGGCAGUUUGAAAGCGAUUGGAUUGAGGAGCAUGGCUGGGAUACGCCUUACCUCUACCGCGACGUUUUCGAGCAUUUCAUCCAGCGGCAUGUAACUGUCAAUCGCGCCAAGUGGAACAACAAAUCCAAGGACAGGAAGUUGGUCUCUGUUGAACUGGCUACCGAAGGUGACGAAGACUUCUCGAAGUUAAAUGACUUUGAGAAGAACGCUACUACGUCAGAAGAUGCAUGUGCAGAAGCUUGUAGGAGAAUGCCAGAGAAGCAAUGUAUCCAGUGGAUGUUCUCCCCGGGUCGGUGCCACUUGGGAAAAGACAUCCGCUUCGGCAAAUCUGAUGAGGCGGGUGACAUGCACUGGACGUCUGGAUGGAUACAACCACGGCUGCAGAGGUUCAAAGAGGGCUUGGCGAACUGUGCUGUUAGGUGGGCUGGAUGA